UUAUGGAUGCAUCGUAAUGUACUGCUUUUCUUGCUUUCACAGUCUGCUCUUACUGUCACCUUUCCUCUGGCUGAUGCAAGGCUUCACAACCCUGAGGCUACUAUGAGCUACUCACCCCUUCCACCGAUGGCUGGAGCAAACACAGUGGAAGAGCAGAGGGCUCGCUGGGAGAGAAAGCGCAGCCGCACAGCCAAGGAGCUGCUGCAAACGGAGCACAGAUACGUUGAGCAGCUGGAUCUGGUAGUAACGUUCUUUGUGACAAUUUUAAAGGCCAAAGGGACACUGAAACCUGCUGUAAUGUCAACCAUAUUUGGACCCCUGGAAUCCAUAUAUUCUGCCAGCCAAGUUCUGUCGCUUCACCUGGAGAGAGGCAAUUUAGGACUAGGAUUGGAAAAUUUCUGUCAGAAAUUGGAGCUCUAUGGUCACUAUGCUGAGAAUUUUGAACAGGCAAAUAAAACUUUGAUGGAACAAUUGAGGAAAAAUAAAUCAUUCCGACGUUUUAAGAAGCUCCAAGAAACUCGACCUCAGUUUCAAGGGAGGAAGCUAGAGGAUUUGCUUCCUUUGCCUCUGCAGAGGUUGCACCAGUACAAGCAUUUCCUCAGAGACCUGCUGGAAAACACCAGCCCGGGCAGUGCUGAGUACCAGAAACUCGCAAGGACUGUGAAACCUAUUUCUGAUGUAUCUCAAUGGGUUCAGGACGUUGUUCGUAAGAGAGAGAACUCACUGCAGCUACACAGGGUUCAGAAACUCCUAAAAGGACAGAAGAUCCAGGUGUUGACUCCAGGUAGGUCCUACAGACGGCUCUGUUUUCCUUCUGCCAAGCUGAGACAACUGGGGGUAUGCUUGCCUUCAUCUCUGAUCCUAUUCAUGUCAGUCAGAGUCCCCCUUCUGACCUGAAUUUCACAGGUAGAGAAAUGUAAUUAGUAAGGAACUUAGGCACCUUUUUAAUUUUUAAGUAAAGAUAAGCAACGUAUUAUGUGUCUGACAUUCAGAUAAAAGGAGCUGAUGACAUGCAUUCAGAAACUUAGUUCACAGAAACCCAGGGAGGUCUGUAAUAUAAGUCCUGGGUGAGAACGAGAGAAAGAAACUGAAUUAUUUUGGAGGAAAAUUUCAUAAACUUCUGCUCACACUUUAUACAUGAAAAGAAACAUCUUUUAGCUGCAAGGUUAAACUCUGUCAGAAGUCAGAGUAUUUGUACUGAUAGCUGAGAUAUAUAAAACCACAGUCACUGGCAUGUAAGAUCAUCUAGUUGGAUAAUACGAUUUUUUAGGAUCUGUUGUUUGACUGACUGCUCUCCAUGCCCAGAACACGCUCUAAGGUACACAUAGAACAUUGUGAGAAGUAUGUCCAGUUUGGACAAAUAUGAGUCAAUCACCGGGGGCUUCAUCCAUGCCUACACACCUUCACUAAAAUUUGCUGUUGCAGAGGUCACCUAGAAACACUGCAGCAGUUGCAAAGUUAAAGGUGUCUAAGAUGCACCCCUACACAUCUGUGACUGUGAUGGUACUUUUUUUUCCUUUGUACAUAGGGAUUAUGGGGUUAUGGGGUGAACUAGAAAGAAUAAUUUGCUGAUCACAAGUUAUCAUUGUCCAGUAUGUGCAGCCAAUAUGCAAAUCAAUUUACGUUUCUCUUUCCCAUUCUACUUACAAUCCUUUUGGUGAUGGUGGCUGAAAGGGAACUAACACAGGUAUGCUCUGCUGAUAUUAAGCAUUGAGCAUAGGUAGAGGUGCUUGGACUCAUUGGGACAGUGCAUGUGAAAAAAGGCAAAAAAGCUAUCUUAAGUAACAGAGUUAAUAAGAUAACUGUGAAUGGAAGG
Molecule: messenger RNA, 1816 nt
Organism: Meleagris gallopavo (turkey)
Lineage: Eukaryota; Metazoa; Chordata; Aves; Galliformes; Phasianidae
Source: RefSeq, a predicted model, not a curated record